Molecule: messenger RNA, 1036 nt
Organism: Zingiber officinale
Lineage: Eukaryota; Viridiplantae; Streptophyta; Magnoliopsida; Zingiberales; Zingiberaceae
Product: ras-related protein RABC1-like
Exons: 7
Coding region: 169-804 (211 amino acids)
Molecular function (GO): GTP binding; GTPase activity
Source: RefSeq, a predicted model, not a curated record
AAAAAUAUUUAUAAAUUUUGGCAUGGAGAGAGAAUUCCUGAGAUUUUCCCGUCUAUUCUAUUCGACCUUUUUCUCUCCAAUCGCCUGCGUUUCCCGAGCGAAGCCCGAGAUAUCGAGUUCCUCCACCAGAUUCCGUUCUUUUAAGGGUUUUUGGAAUCAUUCACUUCGAUGGAUUCGGCGUCUCCGAGCCAGCCGGAGUUCGAUUAUUUGUUUAAGCUGUUGCUUAUUGGUGAUUCCGGCGUUGGUAAGAGCAGUCUUCUUCUCAGAUUCACUUCGGACUCCUUCGAAGAUCUUUCCCCUACAAUUGGUGUUGACUUUAAAGUAAAGAUUGUCAACAUCGGGGGUAAAAGGUUGAAGCUUGCAGUCUGGGAUACAGCUGGGCAGGAAAGAUUCAGAACCUUAACAAGUUCAUAUUACAGAGGAGCACAAGGAAUCAUCAUGGUUUAUGAUGUGACAAGAAGGGACACGUUCACAAAUCUUUCAGAUAUAUGGACCAAGGAAAUAGACCUUUAUUCGACUAAUCAAGAUUGCAUUAAAAUGCUUGUUGGUAACAAGGUUGAUAAGGAAAACGAGAGAGUUGUGACUAAGAAAGAAGGAAUUAACUUUGCCAGGGAAUAUGGAUGUUUGUUCCUCGAAUGUAGUGCAAAAACUCGUGUUAAUGUGGAGCAAUGCUUUGAGGAGCUUGUGUUAAAGAUCUUGGAAACCCCCAGCCUUUGCGCUGAGGGUUCAUCCAGUGUGAAAAAGACCAACAUCUUCAAGCAAAAACCCCCUCAAGAAGAUGCAUCUACCAGCAGCUGUUGUUAAUAGUUUGUUUGUAUUCAGCCUCUGGUUGUAUGGUUCUAAUGUUACCCUUGGUAAUCGUUCUAAAGCUUCUCCUUGAUCGUUAUAGGUUCAUGUACAGUGGUUAUUAAAGUCUGUUUGAUUUGUGUCACAUUCCCAGCUGGUUCGAUAAAUUUCAGCUAGGCUUUGACUAGUGCAUUUUUUUUAUGAGAGAGCAUUGGCAACUUUUUUGAAUAAUAAAGAAUGGUCUAUAAUA